Zalophus californianus (California sea lion) is the source of this 1910-nucleotide messenger RNA. RefSeq lists its product as uncharacterized. Bases 12 to 326 code for a protein of 104 amino acids. The transcript has a single exon. Lineage: Eukaryota; Metazoa; Chordata; Mammalia; Carnivora; Otariidae. The record is from RefSeq and is a predicted model, not a curated record.
CACAAUCCAACAUGGCAGCGGGGGCGGACGAGACCACAGGACGCAGGACGCGGGGGAGCGCGCCGGAAACGCGCGGCUGCGGCCCGGGCCCCGGAGGAGCCCCCCCGACCCCACGCCGCGGCCGGCCUCGCCGCGCCGGCCCGAGGCCCCGCCCUCUUCCGGCCGGGCGCGGGCUGCGAGGUUGGACGCGGGUUGGUGAUCACGCGUGCGGGCCCCGGCCUCUAGCCUCGUUUCUGCGGUGUUUGGGCCCGGCGGCAGCCGCCUGCAGAGAACGGGAGCCGCCCGCCCCUGUUCUGCGGACGCACACCUUUGCGAAGCGUCAGUGAAGACCCAGGUCUCCCCUCCCCAGAAUAGUUCUUAUUUCUGGGGCACGGAAGCCGGACGUUCACAUUGCAGGUCAAAAACAUCUGGGAUCUGGAGACAGAAAAGUGGAAAGAAGUGACGCGCUUCCCUGUGCUCCUCGCCGGUUUCGGUCAGAGCCGCAGGUGCCUGGGGUUUCUCAAACUUUGUCCAAACUUCAACAGUGGGAGUGGAGGAACAAACAGGCCUCUCCCAGUGUUGUGAAAGAGAGAUCUUGCUGAUGGAUGUUAACAAAAACCAAACGCACUUAAAAAAAAUUUCUACUGUUCGCCUGGAGUGUUGCGUGGGAUAAAUGUAUUUGGAACAUUUAAAUUCAAGCUCUUUUCUUUGACGUGCCUUGAACACAUUUUUCCCCGUUUUGUGGAUUGGAAAAUAACCCCCCCCCAUUUUUUCUUUCUCUCAAACCCCAAAGACCCUGUUUUCUUUUUAUCCGGAACGAAUGCGCCCAUUCGGGGAUGUCACACAGGAAAAUACGUAGUCUGAUUUAAUCCUCAGAAGUAAAUCUCAAGAAUUUUUGUUAAAAUUUGUAUGCCUCAGAAUAUUUGAAGUUACUUAGGAUAAUGCCCUUUGUUCAGUAAAUUAAAUACUAAAAUAUUGUUAAACGAAGUUUUGCACUUACCGAAAUGUAAAGAAUAACCUCUGCAGCAAUAAGUAUCUGACUUCUCCACUUUAAACAUCAUUUAUUGUAUAAUCUUCGCCAUUAUGUUUGCUAAUUAUUCAAUUUCAAUAAACAAAGAAGUUGCCAUAUAUUAAACUUGACAUCCAUGUUACGCCAGAUAAAAUUUGGUAAAACUAUUUGAUUUUAACAUCUUUGAUAGCUUCCAAUACAAGUCUCCUAUGUUCUAAAGAAAUUGAUAAGCCAUUAUCAAAGAACCUUGAAAAUACUAUAAAAAUUCAAAAUUAAAGGUGCCCUUAUGAAACUAGCUAAGUAGGAAUAAAUCUAGAAAGGAAAAUGAGGUAUGUAGUCCUGGGAGUUCUCUUAUAAAAUACGGAUAUCUCAAAAUUAAACUUGAUUAGUAAUGUUGGGGGGAAAGGGAUUCAAGAAAAGCAAGCUGACUUUUUAUAAAAUAAUUAGGUUUAGAAAGGCAGUGGAAAUGUAAACCUGGAGUUGCCUCUGAAUUACGAAGCUAACAAACAGACACUAAAUCAGUUUGUCUCUUACAUCAAAAGUGAGGUUCCUUUAAAUGAAAACCACAGUGACAGCAGAAAGCAGUACAAAUUCUUGAGAAAUAAUGGAAAUCAGAGUCCUAAUAAUUGUCAAACCUGUGAACCACAGUGAUAACAAAUACACACUUUAGAUAGGCCUAUGUGGAGUUCUUGUUCUGCCAUGUAUAUGUGUAUAACCUUAUGGACCUUGGACGAGUUGCCUCUCUGAGUCUGUUUCCUCAUCUGUAAAACGAAAAUAAUUUCUAUUUAAUAAAGGUGUGGUAUAGAGAUAAUUAAACCUACUUCAAAGUUGUAAAAUUUACCAAGAAAGCAUAUGUGAAAUAACCCGAUACAUAGUGGUUACUCAAAUAUUACUUGUUCACCAUUGACCAUCUUUGCCUAUG